Fundulus heteroclitus (mummichog) is the source of this 2451-nucleotide messenger RNA. It is a transcript of the gene grb10b, whose product is annotated as growth factor receptor-bound protein 10b. Gene Ontology annotation, molecular function: insulin receptor binding. The record is from RefSeq and is a predicted model, not a curated record. The transcript has 17 exons. Lineage: Eukaryota; Metazoa; Chordata; Actinopteri; Cyprinodontiformes; Fundulidae. Bases 260 to 2128 code for a protein of 622 amino acids. Gene Ontology annotation, biological process: insulin receptor signaling pathway; negative regulation of Wnt signaling pathway; negative regulation of insulin receptor signaling pathway.
UCCUCCUCCUCCUCCUCCUCCCUCUCCCUACUCCUCUCCUCCUCCUUCAGUCUAUAUGUCCAGUCUGGGAAUGUUGACCAACGUGGCCUGACCGAGCGCUGCAGAGCGUCCCCCUCCAUCUACACCCUGCCUGGACGGUUUUCUGUUGUCCCACGAGGAACGGAACGGACCGGAGCUGAUCUGAUCUGGCUUUAAGGUUCUGCUCUGUACACUGUGUUGUCCAGCCUUAAAAAAAGGUUGUUGAUAGUUUACAGAAGCCAUGGCUGUGGCCGGAUGUCCGGAUUACUUCCUGCAUCAUCCAAAUUAUCAGCAGGACAACAUAGACUGCUCCUCCAAUCACCGACAGGCUGACCUCAUUCGUCCAAGCUUCCAGCAAUCAACCAAUCAAAGUUCUCCAAACCAUCAAGACGAUGACGUUGACUUAGAGGCCCUGGUCAAUGAUAUGAACUCGUCGCUGGAGAGCCUGUACUCCACCUGCAGCGGCCAGCAGACGGAGAUAACCCCGCUACUGCAUAACGGACAGAGCACUUGUUCACAACACCACCACCACCAUCAUCAUCACACGCAACACAACCAACCGCGGCAUCACCACUCCUCUCAGAGCCAAGCCUCUCCAGAGCCUUCAUCCUCCUCCUCUUCCAAUGUGGACCCCCCUCAGACUAAGCUCAGACGCUCCCAGCCCAUGCACAUCCUCGCUGUCAGGAAGUUGCAGGAGGAGGAGCAGUUCAGGACGUCUUCUCUCCCGGCCAUUCCCAACCCUUUCCCCGAGCUCUGCAGCCCCGAGAGCUCCCCAGUCCUCAGUCCUGGGUCACUACCUCCUGGAGAACCUUCUUCAGGCAAACAUAUCGUGAAGAUCUUCAGCGAGGACGGCGUCGGCAAGGUGGUGGAGAUCCCCGCCGACAUGACGGUCAGGGACCUGUGCCAGCUUCUGGUUUACAAAAGCCACUGUGUGGAUGACAACAGUUGGGCACUUGUUGAACACCACCCACUGCUAGGGCUAGAACGUUGUCUAGAAGACCAUGAGCUGGUGGUUCAGGUCCAGGCCUCCAUGAGCAGUGAAAGUAGAUUCCUCUUCAGGAAGAACUAUGCCAAAUACGAAUUCUUCAGAAACCCUCUGACAUUUUUCCCAGAGCACAUGGUUGCAUGGUGCCAGGAAAGCAAUCACACAAUUCCACCAUCUCAACUCCUUCAGACCUUCCUUUCCCCCAGCACCUGCCCAGAAAUCCAGGGUUAUUUGUACAUGAAAGAGGUGGGCAGGAAGUCUUGGAAGAAGCUUUACAUGUUCCUGCGCCGCUCAGGACUCUACUGUUCCACAAAAGGAACCUCAAAGGAGCCAAGACAUUUACAGCUACUUGCAGACCUGGAGGACAGCAGUAUCUUCACCGUCAUCACAGGCAAAAAGCAGCACGGUGCCCCCACAGACUACUCUUUCUGUAUCAAACCUAAUAAAGCCAGAGGAGAAAUGAAGGAGCUGCGGAUGCUGUGCGCGGAGGACGAACAGAGCAGGACCUGUUGGAUGACUGCUUUCCGAAUUUUUAAGUACGGGAUCAUAUUGUACCAGAACUAUAAGGUUCCUCAACAAAGAAAAACCUUGCUUUCACACUUUUCAACUCCCGUGAGGAGCGUAUCGGAAAACUCCCUCGUGGCCAUGGAUUUCUCUGGGAGGAUAGGCCGGGUGAUUGACAACCCAGUGGAAGCUCAGAGUGCUGCCAUGGAGGAGGGACAUGUGUGGCGGAAGAGAAAUCGAGUGAAUGCUUUGGGUUCCCACAGUCCCUUACACCAAUCGUCGCUAAGCUCAGUCAUCCACAUAACUCAGCUGUGGUUCUACGGCAGGAUAACCAGAGAGGAGUCCCAUCGUAUUAUCCACCAGCAGGGACAAGUCGACGGGUUGUUUCUGCUGAGAGUCAGUCAGAGUAACCCAAAGGCCUUUGUACUCACACUGUGCCACCAUCAGAAAAUCAAACAUUUUCAGAUCCUGCCGUGUGAAGAGGACGGCCAGGUUUUCUUCAGCCUUGAUGACGGCGUAACCAAAUUCACAGACCUGAUUCAGCUGGUGGAGUUCUACCAGCUCAACAGAGGGGUCCUGCCUUGUAAACUCAAACACCCGUGCACCGUCGUGGCCUUAUGACACCUUCGGACCAUGUGACUGUCAGCAAACUGACCUGACUCUGCCUGGAACUAACAGACAAAGCAGAGAGGAUCUCUCUCUGUCUCUCCCUAUCUCUCUCUCUCUCUCUGUCGUUUACCUUUACAAGAAGCUGAUGAAUUGACUGAUGUUUUGCUGUCGUGUUUUUUUUUUUUUUUUUUUUUCUAUGGCGAGUCUGCUGGAGGCUGCUGUCUGGCUGGAUUUGUUGUCCUUUAUUUUCUUGGACGUCUUGUGGGAACUGCUGCACGACUUGCACUAUUCCACUAUUCCGCAAAUAAGGAAGAUAAAAGAAAUGAACACUGCCA